UCGACUGGUCCGCUCUUACUACUUUCACUAGAAUAACUGACACGCGUAUGUACAAAAUGUAAAAUACACGUGAUUGGAAAACAUGUGUAUGGUGUCUGUAACAAAAGCCAAUAAGAAAGCAGCUUUUAUGUUAUGAUUAAGUAGCCUUCGGAGAACCAAUAGGAGGAGACUAGGCGAUAUAAUUCGAGCUGAGGAGAGCGAGCAAAAAGUGAAAGGGAAUGUAGGCUAGGCAGGCCUAGGCAAAUUUUGGAUUUUAUAUCGAUCAAACAUUCCAAUCGGAUUCAUUUUGUAUUUAAAGUAAUCAUCUAUAUUUUGUAUGGCUUUUAGUUAUUCGUUGCAGUGACAAGUGUAGUGAUUUCUUCAUCUUCUAUCUUGGCCUAGCCUACAGCGUGUAGCUGCUACUGUGAAUUGUGUCUUUGAAGUGCAGGUUUUACUCUAAGAUGGAGCACUAUGUUAUGUUUGGAGGGGGUAUUAACAGCGCAACCUCAAACCUUGGAUAUGUUGAUGAUUCUGGAAAGUAUGUCAUAUCAGAAGAUUGUACUGAAUGUUUGGAAGAAAUCUAUGACUGUCUCCUACAGGAGAAUUCUGUGAGAUUCGUACGAAGGCAAUUGGCACUCAAGAAAGUAGCAACAACGGACCUAAUUCCAAUCCUUGAAAGUUGUGAUGAUGAAGAAUAUAUGGAGACGUUUGCUGUAAAUAUAAAGAUUAUGAUGUCGUUGACUUUCCCAAAUAAUUUAAUUUUGGCAUCGUGCCAAUCCGCUGAAAAGCAGGUGAUAACCAGCGUUCUUGCCCGGAUGCACCAUGAAAUUAAAGCACGUUUCAAGGUGGCGUCUAUAAAGGCUUUAGUCGACAACAUGUCAAUGAUUAUUGAGCAUUGCAAAUCAUCAACUGAUGAGGUACUACUUACACCUGAGCAUCAAACCACACUGCAUAACUGCAUUAGGUUUCUACUUAACUUGUUUUCAAUUCAAAUCAACCCCUCCUCAAAGGACUAUUACCUUCAUGUGCAACUUCUGAAGCACCAUUUGGACGAGGUGUUGAUUGAGCUCCUUAAGAACACCAAGCCAAGUUGGAAUGAUCUGUUAAAAUCCAUUUUGCAAUUGAACUGCCUGCUAUUUACUGGGUUCACUGCUCCAAACCUAGCUGAAGUUAUACCCUCAGUCCUAGAAGGCAAAGUGGAGGAGAAAGCCGACCACUUUACCUGUUGCCAGCAACCGAAUACUGCCAAUGAUCGCAAGAGAAACCAUAAGGGGGAGUGCCAAUCAGUUUCCUCAGAAAAGCAGGAGCUACGAAAACUGUUAGCUAAAUAUGCUGUUGACUUAAACAGGGUAGCAUUGCCAAAGUUGGCUGUUGUAUUAAAUGAUUAUGAGUCAAUACGAACAAAUAUGAAAAACAUAUGUUUCUUGUGGAAUUUUGGAUUCAUUCUGUCGUUUACAGAGCAAUCAUCGGUUGCAUAUGCAGACAUCAGACAUAUGUUGUCAAGUACCCUAGUUGGAUGUUGUGUGAUGGAGAUGAUGUAUUCAUGGGAAUGUUAUCAGCUUGCUAAGGAGAAGAAAGACACAAGCACAUCCAAUAUCAAUUCAAAGAUUUUGUAUCUGUUAGCAGCUGUUUUGAACAAGAUGUUCACAAACUUGUUAUAUUUCAUGAAGAAAUGCCCAGAUGAAAUUGAUGGAGGCUUGGAACAGACAGUCGAUUCCCUCGCUUCAAUGACAGAGGUCGUUGACAUGUAUCUGCUGAUGAUUAGAAAAUUUGAUAUCAAUGUUGAUUCAAAGAGUUACUUGAAGGAACUGAUUGUUGGGAAUAACCAGCUUUUGACGCUCUUCUCACUUGAUGAAAGCAACCCAAAUACAAGGAUUUUAGAACAUUUGCACAGGUUUGCUACAAAAGAAAUGAUGAUAAUUUACAACUUCAUGUUGAAUGAUUUCAAAACACAUACACUGAUAGAGAAUGAGUCAGUUUUCAACAUGUUCUACCAUAUAACAGCAGAUAUAACAAAGCCACAUCUGCUUCUACAAAUUCCGAUCUUGUCAACAUUUUCUGAAAUAUAUGGAGAGGAAAAUGUUGCCAUAUCUUCAGAAUCUUCUGAUCUAAUUGAUUACCUAGUUGGCCUCUUUGGAUUAUCAUGUCAGGAGAAUCCCGAUGUCUUUCUGUACCCCGAGACCAAGAAAACAAAGAUGGUGAUAUCAAGAGAAACUAAAGGUGGUCUACAAAGAGAGAUUGUUAAAGAGGUGCGUGAUGGCAGAGAUAUUGGAGGCUUAAUUAUUGGAGAUUGGGAGGAUACAGACGAGGAGGAAGAUAUAUCCAGUCUUGAAAAAAUGUCCACAUCGGAACUGGUGUCAUAUCUGGAAUCAAAUGGUAUGAGGCCUCAGUUGACAAAAUUGCAAAACUUGUUGCUGGAAAUCUGCUACAUAAAAUUGAAUUGUCCAAAGGAUUCUGUUUGCCAGGCAACCACAUUGUUUAGUGUUU
Molecule: messenger RNA, 2466 nt
Organism: Anneissia japonica
Lineage: Eukaryota; Metazoa; Echinodermata; Crinoidea; Comatulida; Comatulidae
Product: protein timeless-like
Biological process (GO): replication fork arrest; DNA repair; DNA replication checkpoint signaling
Cellular component (GO): replication fork protection complex
Molecular function (GO): DNA binding
Source: RefSeq, a predicted model, not a curated record